Dendronephthya gigantea is the source of this 5451-nucleotide messenger RNA. Its product is annotated as interferon-induced very large GTPase 1-like. Lineage: Eukaryota; Metazoa; Cnidaria; Anthozoa; Malacalcyonacea; Nephtheidae. Gene Ontology annotation, molecular function: GTP binding. The transcript has 3 exons. Bases 369 to 4955 code for a protein of 1528 amino acids. The record is from RefSeq and is a predicted model, not a curated record.
UCGUCCGCAUCUAACACAUUGAAAACAUAGAACAAGCAAAUUUUUCCUUCAUCUUGGUUCUAUAUUUUGAUGAUAAAAUGCUUUUCGUGUAAUCUACAUGGUCAGCGUAAAGACAUUGGAGUGAGAACAGAGAACCAACAAUGGCGAGGCGCGACGUGUUAAAGGUAUAGAAGAUCAGUAACUCACGAAAGACAAGAAACUGAGAUCUGACUAGAGGCCGUAGCACAAAUCGUAAAAAUAUUUGGUGAAAAGCGGCUGCCGAAAACAAAAAAAGGAGUGGAUCAACCAAUCAACCAGAACAAAACCACCGACCCUAAUAAUCUAAAAAAAACAACUACUGCAGUUGAGAUUACAAACACACGAAUUGCAUGCACAUUCAAGCAAUAAAAGCAAUGUUAAAUCUCCGGGGUAGUGUUGGUGUAAGACCUAAUUUAAAAUAUUCUUUAAAACAAGCUAGAUCAGUCAAUAAAUAUACACUAAAAGAUAAUCGAUUAACCCAUUCAGAUCAGAUACCUGAUUAUAUUUUUAAUAAACUGAUGAUAGUUGAUUACCGUGUCCGUGAAUUUAAAUUAAGUAACAAAGCUAGCAAUACUUCCGACUUUGAUGCAAGCGAGGAUGAAGAUGACGAGGAUAGUGAUGAAGAUGAUGACGAGGAAACAGGAGUCCAUCCAAUGGAUGCUUUGCUUGGUAUUUUUCAUUCUUCCGAUAUUUUUUUACGACGUUAUCUGGUUACUAAGUUAUCUGAAUGUCAACUCAGUGUUCCAUUUCUUCUGCCUGAUCCUGAGACGGCUCCAUUUAAAAACGUCACAAUGGUACUUUCAGCUUUACAGAAUAUCACAAAGUCUUGGAAAGAUGAGAGUGCGCAAGAGGUGUUUGCAACAGCACAUCCAUUUCCGGUGGCUUCCUUCAUCCGUCUUGGCGAACCUACUAUGUCGAAAUCAUUCUUGAUCAACAAAAUUAUGAGCGAAGGAGACAGUUACCAUGAUUUCUUCUUCCACAGAGAUAUGGAAGGUGGCAACGUCGAAAGGAAAGUUGUCGAUGGAUUGGUUGAAUUGAGCUGGUAUCUUCCUAGAGGGAAACCGGAGGCAAUACAGAAACGUGAAAUUUGCUUUGCAAAUCUUCGAGGAGAGGCUGGAAUUUUUAAGGAACAACUAAACGUUCUUUCGAAGAUAUCCUCCGUUCUUUGCAUAGUGCUAUCCUCGGAAUAUUCGGAUCCGAUCAUACAGGAUAUUUUGAAAAGAUCUAACAACGAUACAAAAGUCAUUCUCUUGUUUGAAAAAAAAAUAAAGGGAGAGGAAAAGAAAUAUUUUGACAGUUUAAAAAGUAGUUCUGAUGGAAAGUUGUCUUUAAUAGCGAAAAGUGGAAAUGAACAUAAAUUUGUUCAAACCAUACAAAAACAUAUCAAAAGGAAAAUAAGUCAUUUUAAUGCAAGACCUCUUGUGGAACUUUCGUCGUAUGUGGAUGAAUUUGGCAUUCGACUUGAGGAUGAUCAGAUAAGUUCAGAAUUCAAGGCAAUGAUAAACGGCUUGUUGGAAAAUGGGAUUGAAAAAAUGAAAAACUUAAUGACGUUGCAAAUACACAUCCCAGUAUUGGCGGACUUGGAACGUGAGAUGUAUCGUCCAAAACGUUAUGGUAACAAAUUUUAUAAAGAAGAUAAUAACGAAAUAUAUCAAAAGAUUGCAGAAAAUGAGAACGCGCAAAAAAAAUCUUUGGAACAUCUAGACAGAGAAAUUCUUAAUUGUCUAAAUGGAAUUGCAAACAUGGAUGAAUUGGAACGAUAUAAAGUCUUUAACAUGAUGAAGCAUCAGUUAGAUAAGAUAGGAGGAUCAAAAUCCUCGCUUGGUUUAGAACACAUCAUCAGAGAACUAGCCCAGUUAUACCAAAUUAAAAGGAAACAAAACGAGAAUGCAGAAGAUGCAAAGGGAAACGAAUGCGACUAUGCAGGUGCUGUAGCAGACAUCUUGCUUUCAGGACAACCUCUUGAGCUGGUUGAUGGAGAUUCCUUUUACAUUCCGCUUCGAUGGUUCAAUGCUGUGUGUACCAAACUAAAAGAGAAAACCAACGAUGCCAAAAUUUUUGUAGUCUCAGUUGUAGGAAUCCAAAGUUCAGGCAAGUCAACAUUGUUAAACACAAUGUUUGGUUUAGAUUUUCCUGUCAGUGCAGGUAGAUGUACUAAAGGCGUUUUCGCCAGUCUUAUUCCUGUUAGUGAUUCCCUUAAGUCUAAUUUCAAAGUCUCAAAGUUUGAUUAUGUUUUGGUUGUUGAUACUGAAGGUCUCACAGGAUCCUCGGAUCCUCAGUUGCGGGAACGCGACAAUGAGCUGGUAGCUUUUGCCAUUGGUUUGGCAGAUGUAACAAUAGUGAAUAUUAUGGGUGAAAGUUCUAAUGAGAUGAAAGAUUUCUUAGGAAUAGCUGUCCAUGCUUUCUUAAAGAUGAAGCUUGUCGAAGAGAACAAUAAGAUGUCUUGCAAAAUUGUCCACCAAAAUGUUGCAGCUGCCGAUGCAGAGGAAAAAUUGGCCGGAAAUCGUUUAGAGUUGAUGAAAGAUCUAGAUAAGAUGGCGGAGCUUGCUGCAACUCAAGAAAAUUGCAAAAAGUUCAACAACUUUAAUGAUAUAAUUUCAUUUAACGAAAGAGAAGACGUGUUUUAUUUACCACCUUUUAAGUCGGGAAACCCACCAAUGGCUCCUGUAAACCCUCAGUAUGGAAGAGAUGUUCAAACAAUUAAAAACGGUAUAAUUUCCUUGAUGUGUUCAAGGUCUUCAAAAGAAAGUUGUCAUUAUGCUGUAUCCCAUUUUCAACACAGAGUAACCGAUCUUUGGGAAGCACUUCAACAGGAACAUUUUAUAUUUAGUCUUCGCAAUACGAUUGAAUCAAGAGCGCGGAGGGCUUUGGAGAACGAGUAUUUAGAGAAAUCUGUGUCUUGCUUGGUGACAGGAAUGGCUGAGCUUAAAGAAGAAAUUGAUGUAGCUCUGAGAAGAUGCUCAACACCAGUUCAACUAGAGAAAGAAUGGGCUGAGCAUAGAAAUGCGAUAAAUCGGAAGGCAGAAGAGCUUGGAACAAAAAUGGAAGAAGCAAUGGAUGUGUUUUUUGAAACCAGUGAAGACAGGGCAACUCUUGAUAAGUGGAGAGGAGAGAUAAGCGAAGAAAUUAAGAAGAAAAAAGAGAAUCAAGUGAAAGAGGUUGAGGACAAUUGUUCUAAAACCUUGUUAUAUCUGAAAAGACUUCAUGUUAUAAAGAAAAAGCAAAUAACCUAUGAAGAGAAAAUAAUGGAAAGAGCUAAAGCGUUUAUUAGUUCUUAUCAUGAUUCUCAUGAUAAGGAGAAAUUAAAGACGAUGUUCAAAGAAGAAUGGCAGCGAUGGAUUGCAGACAUUCCAAUGUCAGUGGAAGUGGAAAUUAACAUCAAAGACGAAAUGGUGAAUGUUCUGUCUAGGAACAGCGUCCUUGCAAAUAAAGAUACGCUAGAAGAACUAAACAAUAUAUCGAGGUUUCAAGUUUCGGGUAUAGAUGUUGAUGAUGUUACCUACCACAUAAGCUUUUUAAGAUGGUUGUACUCAAUGUUCUGGGGGGGCGCGAUUCAACAAGAAUGUGUUAAUUUCGCUAAAGAAACAACAACAAAGGCCAUUAAUAAGGCCCUUGCAUUUGCCAAAAGUGAAUCAGAAUCAGGUCUACGGUUUACCCGUGAAUAUCUCGAAAAAAUGUAUGAAAUUGUAGAAACAACUAUAACUGAAGAAACUGAGAAAUACGCCAACUACUCCCUGGAAUUUACUGACUCUUUGAAAUGUGAUAUUUUCCUUUAUACUUUUUCCCAGUCGUACAUAUUUUUUGAUGAGAUGCAACAACGAUCUUUACAAGAACAAGAUAUUAGAAGUAACCUGACUGAAAAAUUGCGUCCAAUUUUGGAAAAUUAUUUUGAAAAUGUUAACGAUCCGGAUAAACAACUGCUGUUGGCUGCUACUUUCUUCGUUGAGGUACUUGAGAAGCAAAUUGAAUCAGCGCUGGAUUGUAACAUGGGUCUUGUGGUGGCGAGGAAAAUAUCGAAGAACGUCGAGUUGCAGAACAAAGGUAAAUUUCAUGCUAGAGUUCUGAUAAAGCUUGGAAAGGAAGGCAAGUUUGAGUCGUACAUUCCUUAUCUUGAAUAUCCAAUUAAAUUUCUUUACAAGAAAUUAAAGGAAAGAAUUGAAUAUUACUGUCUAAAUGAAAUCAAAGUUGACAUUGUCUCACUCUUCGAAAACGAAGUUAACAAGAUAAAAGAUAACGUUUUAUCAGCUAUUGAUUUUGCGAAUCAAACCACAGCAGCGGGGGAGGAGAAAUUGUCUAUCUGGAUUCAGCAAUUUGUCCUGGAGUGUUCAACACUCGUCGUCAAAAAGGAGAUGUUUGCUGUGGGCGCAAUUGAAGACCUAGACGAAAUUGGCGUGUUCCAGAAAAAAGUUCGCGACAAUCUAGUUGAGCGUGUCAACUCUUUGCUCAAGCGUGGAGUCAAUUCUGCGUCAUUCCGCAAAUGGAAUCCCUCACCUCACGAAUUCAUCUUUGAUCAAAUGUUUACUUGUCAAUCUCUUUGCCCCCAUUGCAACGCUGUGUGCGAUGGUUGCCCAGGUCAUAAAGAACAUUCAAUACAAUCUCAUCGUCUAGUGGGAGUUGUUGGUGUAAGGCGCAAGGGGACCAACGAAUUAAGCACCAAUACUUGUGCGGAGUACGUCGCAGCAAAGCAGGAAUUUGAAAACCUGCAUACACGAGCCAGAACAUACCAUUACCGAAGUGAUCGCUCUGUCAAUUUGUACCCUUGGGUCAUUCUUGGAGAUAGAUCACUUAAACAAUCGAUGUAUUGGAAGUGGUUUAUGGCAACAUUCUGGAAGGAACUUGCGGAGCAUUAUAACGCCACACCAGUGGAACUUUAUUAUUGUGAAUUCAUUACAUUCAACGACGCGAAAGAACAGCUUAUGAGGCAAUACGACCUGUAAAAAAGCUUCCAUGCAGCCGUGGUCUUCUAUAGGCGUCAGUCUUCGUAACUUACGUUGUUUUCUUAACUUAUUUGUAUUGAAUUGUAUCAUUACUUGGUGCAAUAAUUAGCUGUAUUCAUACCAUAAUAUACUCUGCAUACGCGGGCAUGGAUAUAUUUUAACCCGCUAAAUACGCUAAAUAGUUAAUUUUAUGCCCAAAUUCUGUUUAAUAUUUAGCACGCUUUAACGUUCGACGUGGUAUUGUUUAAUUCCACUUAUAACUAAAAAUUAAACUUAUAUUGUUUAAUUAUUUUGCCUAUUAAAUGUACAUUUACUAAAAAUCACCAAACGUAUUACAGAGACGUAGCCAGACCUUAAAGAGGGAGGGGAGGAGCACGGCUCCCACGACUCCCCCCUGGCUACGUCGCUGACGUAUUAUAAAAUGUAAGCUAAAUUGAGUAGACUCUAGUCUUUAGUCUAAAACGGUAAAUGCUUUGUAUUAUGAAAUAUUAUUACC